AUGGACUGCACCAUCAACCUUCUGUUUGAGCAGAUGGAAGGGCCAAGUAUUUCUUGCAUCAAAUAUGAUAAAAAUAAAUUGUUAACACAGGGAGACAUUGAAUCAAUCCUAAAUAAAAUUAAUGAGAGAAGAAAUUUUAUAGCCUUAGGUUUAUCGAAGUAUCUACCGGGAGCGGCAAAUAUGAAAAAGCUGGUUUGGUCCGAUGAGCUAGCAAAUUUUGCUCAGCGAUGGGUAGAUCAAUGUGAUCCUUCAACACGUCCAGACAAAGAGGAUGAUUGUCGUAAUCUUGGGAAUAUUCAUGGAAAACCUGUUUAUGCCAUUGGAUACCCAGCAACGCAAUGUUCUGACAACUUGCUACCGGAUUCUUUGUAUAAGGGUCUUUGUACUUAUUCUUUUAAAAACAACGCGAUAAAGUUCACUUCGCAAUCUUCUCCAGUGAGUAGCUUACUAAGAAUUAUUGACUUCUCCAAUAGUACUGAUUGGCACAACAAGAGAACAAAUAACAUUAAUAUUAAAAGCGACAGAAAUUCAUCAAUUAUUUCGAACAAUACACAUGGCAAGAGUUUCCAAGCACAGUUUCAGCACAUACACAACCCAACAUGGACUUUGGUUUCAAAGAACCUCAUAGAAGGAAAGGACAUAUCCAACAUCACAGGCAGCUUGAGACUAAAACGGAAUGAUAAACAAUAUACAAAAAUUAAGCCUUUUUGGCAACUGGAUGACACUUUGGACAAUAAAAGACUUCAGCUAAAAGCCAAUCGGUACACAACCUUAUCAAAUAAAAUCGUAAAAAAAAAUAAGCAGACAACUUUAACGAAAAGAAAUGAACAUAUAACUGUGAAAUUGGUAAAUUAUGAACAUAAUAAUAAACCAUCCCCAAUUACCGAAAAGUACCUAUCGUUUAAUGAGCUAAUGCAACUUAGAAGAAUUAAUUUGGGCGGGGAUUAUGAUGCCAGACGGCAAGGCGCAAUAAAAAAUGAUACCACCGCAGCCAAAACCACGGUCGUUACCACAGCCACUACCACAGCCACUACCAUAGCCACUACCAUAGCUAGUACCACAGAAAUAACAACUAACACCCCUUUUAUGCGAAUAAAACAUUGUACACGCAAAGUUACUUGUACAUGGACAAUGACUAAAAUGACUGACUCUAAUGGUAGCAUUAUUGCUGAAAAUGGAAAUGUCAAUCGAGGUUCACGCACACCUCAAGGAUAUGUGGAUGGCUGCACGCGUACUUCCACGUGCACUAGAGAUUAUAUGGAUAGAAACAAAUUACAUUUUACUAAAGAAGAUAUUUCUGAACCCAAUGAAACAUCAGAAAUAGGAGAUGAUGAUUACUGUGAACGUCGAUCUCUUAAUAUACAACGUCGUAAUCCUCAAGAAGGAACAAUAUCUGGUUAUAACUAUUUAGCUAACUUAGAUGCAUCCAUGUCUUCCUUUCCUAGCGCUUCACAAAAAGAAAAUAUGAUAAAAGAGAAAAGUAACAGUGAUUGUCUAUGUUAUGACGUAAUAGAACGAAUGAAGAGAGACAAUAAUAUAAAUAGCAAAAUUUAUCAAUUAAAAUAUUUAAAUAAUGUUGGGAGAAAAGGUAGAAAAAAUAACUAUGAAAAUAUAUCUUAUGGCGAGCUUUACUAUAAAAUUCUAGAAAAAAUAAGGCACAUGUGGGAAAGAAACAUUAUAAAGCAUCAUCAACAGAAAUGUUUUUGUAAAGGAAGCAUCAUGAGUAAAAAUAAUAUUUUAUUGCUUUCUCUUAUUUUAUGUAUAACGUUUAUGCAAUAA
Molecule: messenger RNA, 1779 nt
Organism: Parnassius apollo (apollo)
Lineage: Eukaryota; Metazoa; Arthropoda; Insecta; Lepidoptera; Papilionidae
Source: the annotation of a GenBank genome assembly